Drosophila bipectinata is the source of this 1395-nucleotide messenger RNA. It is a transcript of the gene Nap1, whose product is annotated as Nucleosome assembly protein 1. NCBI's taxonomy places the organism in Eukaryota, Metazoa, Arthropoda, Insecta, Diptera, Drosophilidae. Gene Ontology annotation, cellular component: chromatin; nucleus. The record is from RefSeq and is a predicted model, not a curated record. Gene Ontology annotation, molecular function: histone binding; chromatin binding. Gene Ontology annotation, biological process: nucleosome assembly.
GAAUUGACCGACGACAUGGCAACCCUGUUAGCUCUUUUUCUUUUUCCCGUCGGCGUCGCUGCUGUGCUUACUGGGUCGUUGUCGUUUGCUUUCUGAAGCCAAAUUAAGAAUUGCAAUAACUUAAAAUGGACGCUCCACCAGAGGGAACCGUUGAAUCCGAGUCCUGCAAUGAAAUUGAGGACGAGAAGUCUGGCUCCGACUGCCAGUCGAUGCCCGCUUACAUGAACUCAGUGCUGCGGCGGCAGUUUCUGCAGCAAAUGGUUAAAACUCUGCCUCCUGCAGUUCAAAACAGAAUCACGGCUCUGAAAAACUUGCAAUUGGAGCACCUACAAAUCGAAGCUGAUUUCUUCGAAGAAGUGUACAAGCUUGAGCGUAGCUACCAGCUUAAGUACCAGCCUCUCUUCGAUAAGCGCAAGGAAAUUAUUGAGGGUACAGUAGAUCCCGAAACCCAGAAGCCCAACUGGAAGGAGCCUGAGCUAAAUUCGGAGGACAAGGCCGAUCUUGACAACAUCGAUGAGCACCUCCAAGACGCCUUAAAGGGUUAUAAAAAAAUUCCAAAAGAUGCCAAGGGUAUUCCCGAAUUCUGGCUAACUGUUUUCCGCAACACUGCUAUUCUCUCCGAAAUGGUGCAACCCCACGACGAACCAGCUAUGCGAAAGCUGACUGAUAUUACCAUCAAAUACGAUAGUGGGCAUUCGUAUACUCUGGAAUUCCAUUUCGAUAAGAACGAAUUCUUCACAAACACGGUUCUAACAAAGCAAUACGUUUUGAAGUCGACGGUCGAUCCAGAAGAUCCAUUCGCAUUUGAAGGACCAGAGAUCUACAAGUGCACGGGAUGCACCAUCAACUGGGAGAAGAAAAUGAACUUGACGGUGAAGACCAUCAGGAAGAAGCAGAAGCAUAAGGAGCGUGGCGCUGUGCGCACCAUUGUCAAGCAGGUCCCAACUGAUUCCUUCUUCAACUUCUUCAAUCCCCCAGAGGUUCCAGCUGAUGAGGAAAUCGAUGACGAUUCUCAGCAGAUUCUAGCAACCGAUUUCGAAAUCGGACACUUUUUGCGCGCCAGAAUUAUUCCAAAAGCCGUUCUCUACUUCACCGGUGACAUUGUCGAUGAUGAAGACGAUGAGGACGAGGAAGAGUUUGAAGGCGAGGACGAUGACUACGAUGAUGAUGAGGAACCCCCAGCAAAGGGCCAAAAGGCCCCUGGCAACAAGAAACAGUCCCCGAAUGACUGUCCUAAUCAAUAGAUAUGGCUGCUAUACCGAUUUAAUGUAGUGUAUAUAUACAUAACUUAAAUUCGAUUCGAAAUAUAUUUUUGGUGAAUUAAAAAUAAACUACAAUCCAAUAUGAGCUGAACUACAAUAAACCGCACAAGAAUUGAUAUCAGAUACAAUAUAA